Molecule: messenger RNA, 2316 nt
Organism: Arvicola amphibius (Eurasian water vole)
Lineage: Eukaryota; Metazoa; Chordata; Mammalia; Rodentia; Cricetidae
Gene: Adap2
Product: ArfGAP with dual PH domains 2
Exons: 11
Coding region: 459-1775 (438 amino acids)
Biological process (GO): positive regulation of GTPase activity
Cellular component (GO): plasma membrane; intracellular membrane-bounded organelle
Molecular function (GO): phosphatidylinositol bisphosphate binding; GTPase activator activity
Source: RefSeq, a predicted model, not a curated record
GCCCUAGCCCCUGGCUCGCCGGCGCCUUCCCUAGGAGCCCAUCCAAGCGCGACCCAGACUCGUCCCUCGCCUGGGACCUCAGUCCUUCUCGCUGGAGCGUCUCCGGCGGCCCCGACGGUUCUCUGUCUCCCUGCUCCCGAAGCCUGGGACCGCAGUCCUCACUUCGCACCAGAUGCGGUCCAUGCCCCGGUUUCCUCUCACUUUCCCACCGGGCAUCCUACCACCCUGGACAUCAUCUCCGACCCUGGGUUCUUCCCUCGCCCUCGGACCCUGAGGUCCUCACCUCCAAUGCCUCCUGAGCCCCCGCCACCCUUCACUGCGGCGCGUUGACCCUGAGGAUGCUGAUGCAGCUCCCAGCCCUGAGCCUCCGAGCGGGUCCCCUCACUUGCCCCUUCUCGGUUCCUCCUUCCGAGGUCUCCUCGGUGUCGCUGUGCCAAAGGGUGGGCUAAGCACGGUUUAUGAUGUUAUCUCAGUUGUCCAAGGUUGGGGACCAAAAGAGAAAAGAUUACCGGCGUGGGCAGAGCUGGCCUCCGAGACAGAAUCCUAACAGUCCGGCCCAGCCUGUCCCUGCACCCCAGCCCAGUCGUGCCUCGGCUCAGCGGAGAUCCUGCCCUUCCACCCCGCAGAUCCUGAUUGGGCCUCUUACAAGCUGGGGAUUUUCAUCUGUCUUCACUGCUCUGGCGUCCACCGCAACUUCCCAGACGUCAGCAAAGUUAAAUCCGUGCGACUGGACUUCUGGGACGACAGUUUGGUGGAGGGUCUCUCUACAUAGCCCUAGUUGCCUUGGAAUUCACUAUGCAGAACAGGCUGUCCUCGAACUCACAGAAACCCACCUGUCUCUGCUGGGAAGGAAGUUCAUGACCCACAAUGGGAAUCUCAAUGCGAAAGCCAAAUUUGAAGCCAGAGUCCCAGCUUUCUACUAUGUCCCUCAGGCCAGCGACUGCUUGGUUUUAAAGGAGCAAUGGAUUCGAGCUAAAUACGAAAGACAGGAAUUUAUAGCUGACGAGAAAGCUGUCUCAGCCCCAGGUGACAGAGAAGGGUUCCUGUGGAAGCGGGGGCGCGACAAUGCUCAGUUCCUGAGAAGGAGGUUUGUCCUUCUGGCAAGAGAAGGCCUCCUGAAGUACUACACGAAAGAGGAGGGUAAAGCCCCCAAAGCUGUCAUCAACAUCAAGGACUUGAAUGCCACCUUCCAGACAGAGAAGAUAGGACAUCCCCACGGUCUGCAGAUCACCUACAGGAAAGAGGACCACACCAGGAAUCUCUUUGUGUAUCACGACAGUGGGAAGGAGAUAGUGGAUUGGUUCAACGCUCUCCGUGCGGCCCGCCUGCAAUACCUAAAACUGGCCUUUCCUGAUCUCCCGGAAUCUGAGCUCGUGCCUCUCAUCACCAGGAACUACCUCAAACAAGGCUUCAUGGAGAAGACCGGUCCAAAGCACAGAGAACCCUUCAAGAAAAGAUGGUUUGCUCUGGAUCCCUUGGAGAGGAGGCUACUGUAUUAUAAGAACCCUCUGGAUGCUUUCGAGCAGGGCCAGGUUUUCCUGGGAAGCAAUGAGCAGGGGUAUGAGGUAUGCGAAGACCUGCCCAGGGGCAUCCGAGGGAAUCGCUGGAAGGUUGGACUCUCUGUCAUCACUCCAGAGCGGAAGUUCAUCUUCACCUGCCCCAGUGAGAAGGAACAGCGGGAAUGGCUGGAGAGUCUGCAGGAUGUCCUGUCCAGUCCCCUGUCGCCCCUCCACCUCCUCACUGCAUCAGCAGAGAGUGGCUGUGGCCUCAGGUGACCCAUCUCAGAAGAGUUGGCUGGCCACCGAGCACCUGAAAUCCCCGAGAAGUGUUCACCUCUGCCCUGGUUGUCCAGAAGGAAGCCCCGAGACCAGCAGCAGCUGCCCCGUCUGUGAACUCUGUCAAGAUGGAGGGUGUGGUUUAUCUUGUGGCUCCCAGGAUCCUUCCAGAAAACAUUUCGCAGUCUGGGGAGCUGGUACUGAGAAGAAUGUAGCUCUCCAAGCUUAGAAGACCUGAAGGCUUUCUCAUAUUUGCACCGAGAGCUGGGUGCAGUGAUGCAUGCCUGUGGAGAGGCAGGAGUGCCGUGAGUUUGGUGCCAGCCUGGACCAUACAGGGAGUUCAAGUGCAACCUGAGCUACAUAGCAAGACCUUGUUUCGAAAAACAAAAACAAAAACAAGUGAACAGAAACAAAAUCUACAGAGAGGUAGAGACAUUGCAAUACAAAAAGCACCCUCAGCAUCAAGAUUGUGCAAGUAGGAAAAAAAAUGUAAAUCUGAACCCAACUACAAAGAAAUAAUAAGAUAUUUUAAUAUUACUUA